AUGGAGCCAUUGGAAUUCACAGGCUAUGCUGACUUAGGAGAAGAUAGUUCUUCCAAGACAGACUUCAAAAAGAGGCAAAUGAGUUGUUAUGUCAAAGACUUGCCCAAGGAUGAGAUUCCUGAUUCCCUCAAAGACGAUGGAAAGCCAAAAGCAAGAAGAAUGUCUUGUGUACAGAUGUUAAAAUAAGGAUAAAGAAGACGAAUCCCUUGUUAAUUAUAAAAAUAAUCUUCUUGGAGAUCUUGGAGCUAUUGAAGAAGAGGCCCCUGCAGAAGUUGAAGUAUUCUCCAUUGAAUUUGUAUGCCAAGAUAGAGAAGAAGGAAAUAUCGCAUUAAACUUUAGAGAAGACGAAGAAAUGAAGAAGGCAGAAGAGUUUGUUUUGAAGGAAGGAGCUAUGUUUAAUAUCAGAAUCACUUUUAAAGUUCAUAAUGAUAUUGUAUAUGGACUCAAAUUUGCCAAUAUAGUUAAAAAGCUUAAGAUUACAGCUCAGAAGGAAGAGCACGUCAUGGGAACCUUUGCUCCUACUAAAGAUGCUCAUGUAUUCAACCUUCCUGAAGCAUAUGCACCCGAAGGAUUUUUUCAAAGAGGAUCUUAUAAAGGAAAGGCAAUGUUGAUAGAUUCAGAUGGGAUGGUGCAUUUGCAAUUUAAAUAUCCUUUCAAAAUUUCAAAGAAAUGGUAG
Molecule: messenger RNA, 676 nt
Organism: Moneuplotes crassus
Lineage: Eukaryota; Ciliophora; Spirotrichea; Euplotida; Euplotidae
Source: the annotation of a GenBank genome assembly